AUGGCAACAACGACAACUAACAGAAAUCUCUGUGAGACAUGUCGAAAAGUAAAAGGAGUAUCGAAAUGUGAAGGUUGUUCGAAAACCUUUUGUUAUAAUCAUUUCGUUGAUCAUCGUCAACAGUUAAAUAAACAAUUAGAUGAAGUUGAAGUAACUCGUGAUCUCUUUCGACAAACACUAAGUGAACAAACAUCAGAAUCACAAAAUGACAUUUUAUUACAACAAAUUAAUGAUUGGGAACGUAAUUCAAUUGAUAAAAUUCGACAAACAGCAGAUGAAGCAAGAAAACUAUUACUAAAAUAUACAGCUAAACAUAUUACUGGUAUAGAAAUUGAGUUGAAUAAAUUAACUGAUCAAUUGAGACAAAAUCGUCAAGAUAAUGAUUUUGUUGAAACAGACUUAUAUCGAUGGAAAAAUCAACUUAUUCAGCUAACUGAUGAACUUAACAAACUAUCAAAGAUGGCAAUUCGACAAAGUUCAAGAUCACUUAUAAACAAAAUUUAUGUUGACAUAUCAACUAGUAAGUGUUGUUGAUAUCUAUAAUUCUAUUAAAGAUAGUGAAAUUAUCUUGGAACGAUUCACAUUUUGAAAUUUAUCUUAAUAACAAUUGUAUCUUAUUGAUAAAACUUUAGAAGUCCUUAAUCCUCACAUAAAACUAUAUUGAAUGCAAUACAGGAUUUGAAUAGACUUCUUUUUUCUUAAAAUGAAUUAGAUGUAUAAAACAACAGAAUUGAAAAAAAAUACUACUUAUAACGAAAUCAUUCUUAUGAGUUGAAUCAUUGAAACCAAUAUAGUCAUAGUAUGUCACUUAAAAUCUAUCUAAAAAAGUCUUAUUGAAUGAUUAUAUUUGACUAAAAUAUCAACUAAGUAAAUUCUUACACUGCAUCUAUUUCUGUUUAAAGCUACUCAAACAAUUUUUCAUAGUGUGUAGUAAUCGAGAAAAUGAAGUCCUUUUAUUUUACUCGGAUUAAUCAAGUUAUUAUCUUUUGAUAUUUCAAUUCGUUUUCAACUUAUCAGAAUUUCGAAAAGAAUUAAACAAUUACAGAAACAAUAAUAAUGUGGAAGUUGAAAUAAUUUUCUUUCCAUGAAAAUUUACCAAGCUAUACUGUACUUUUUAUAAGCUAAAAGUUGAUGAAACUUUUUCGAAGAAUUUAUUUGAAAAGAAUUGAGAAAAACAUAAAU
Rotaria sordida is the source of this 1182-nucleotide messenger RNA. The record is from the annotation of a GenBank genome assembly. NCBI's taxonomy places the organism in Eukaryota, Metazoa, Rotifera, Eurotatoria, Philodinida, Philodinidae.